Molecule: messenger RNA, 4014 nt
Organism: Acanthosepion pharaonis
Lineage: Eukaryota; Metazoa; Mollusca; Cephalopoda; Sepiida; Sepiidae
Source: the annotation of a GenBank genome assembly
AUGUUCAUCAAACUUUUUUUUUAUUUCUUCAUUCUCGCAAGGUUCAUAUUAUUUCUCCUGAAUACUUUCAAAAUAUUUCGAACUCUCCUCAUACUUCUCAUUAUUCCCAAUGUUAUUAUCUUUCAUAAAGCACUGCCACAUUUUUCAUUCACCUCACUUCAAACUUCUCACACAAUGAUCAUUUUUGUCUCAUUCUCUUCCCACAUCACCUUCAUUCUCCUCUGUCUAAUACUCAUUCUCUUCUCGCAUCCUCUUCAAUCUCUCCAGUAUAUUUCACAUUCGCUUCACGCAACUUCUUUCACUCUCUUAUCUAAUGCUCAAUCUUUUCAGGAAUCGCCCCUUCACUCUCCCCUGACUAAUUCACAUUCCAUUCACGCAUCACUUCACUCCCCCCUGUCUACUUCUCUUCAAGCAUACCUUCACUCUCCCCUGUCUACUUCUCUUCAUGCAUCCCUUCACUCUCCCCUGGCUACUUCACUCGAUGCAUCCCUUCACUCUACCCUGUCUAUUUCUCUUCAUGCAUCCAUUCACUCUCCAUUGUCUACUUCACGUUCCUCUCACGCAUCCCUUCACUCUCCCCUGUCUACUUCUCUUCAUGCAUCCCGUUACACUCCCUUGUCUACUUCUCUUCAUGCAUCCAUUCACUCUCCAUUGUCUACUUCACGUUCCUCUCACGCAUACCUUUACUCUUCCCUUUCUACUUCUCUUCAUGCAUCCAUUCACUCUCCCCUGUCUACUUCUCUUCCUGCAUCCAUUCAGUCUCCCCUGUCUACUUCUCUUCCUGCAUCCAUUCAGUCUCCCCUGUCUACUUCACUUGAUGCAUACCUUCACUCUCCGCUGCCUACUUCUCUUCAUGCAUCUCUUCACUCCCCCCUGUCUACUUCUUUUCAUGCACUAUUCACUCUCCCCUGUCUAAACUCUUCAUUCAUCCCUUCACUCUCACCUGUCUACACAUUUCAUGCAUCCGUUCACCCUUCCCUGUCUACUUCUCUUCAUGCAGCCCUUUACUCAACUGUGUAUACUUCACUUCAUGCAGCCCUUCACUCUCCCCUGCCUACUUCUCUUCAUGCAUCCCUUCACUCUCCCCUGUCAACUUCUUUUCAUGCUUCCCUUCUCUCUCCCCUGUCUACUUCUCUUCAUACAUCCCUUCACUUUACCUGUCUACUUUUUUUAUGCAUACCGUCACGCUCCCCUGUCCACUUCUCUUCAUGCAUCCCUCUCUCUCCGCUGUCUACUACUCUUCAUGCAUCCAUUCACUCUAUCCCGUCUACUUCUCUUCCUGCAUCCCUUCACUCUCCCCUGUCUACUUCUCUUCAGGCAUCUUCACUCUCCCCUGUCUACUUCUCUUCAUGCAGCCUUUCACUCUCCCCUGCAUCUUCACUCUCCCCUGUCUACUACUCAUGCAGCCCUUCACUCUCCCCUGUCUUCUUCUCUUCAGGCAUCUUCACUCUCCCCUGUCUACUUCUCUUCAUGCAUCCCUUCACUUUCCCCUGUCUACUUCUCUACAUGCAGCCCUUCACUCUCGCCUGUCUACAGCUCUUCAUGCAUCCCUUCACUCUCUCCGUCUACUUCUCUUCCUGCAUCCAUUCACUCGCCCCUGUCAACUUCACUUCAUGCAUCCCUUCACUCUCGCCUCUCUACUACUCUUCAUGCAGCUCUUCACUCUCCCCUGACUACUUCUCUUCAUGCAUCUCUUCACUCUCCCCUGUCUACUUCUUUACAUGCAGCCUUUCACCCUCCCCUGUCUACUUCUCUUCAUGCAUCCCUUCACUUUCCCCUGUAAACUUCUCUUCAUGCAUCCCUUCUCUCUCCCCUGUCAACUUCUCUUCAUGCAUCCCUUCACACUCCCCUCACUGUCUUCUCUACAUGCAUCUAUUCUCUCCCCUGUCUACUUCUCUUCAUGCAUCCCAUUCUCCCCAGUCAACUUCUCUUCAUGCAUCCAUUCACUUCCCCUGUCUACUUCUAUUCAUGCAUCCCUUCACUCUGCCCUGUCUACUUCUCUUCAUGCAUCCAUUCACUGUACCUGUCUACUUCUUCUUCUACUUCGUCCUCUCCUCAUCCUUCACUCUCCCCCUGUCUACUUCCUUCAUGCAUCCUUCACUCUCCUUGUCUACUUCUUCACUCAUCCCUUCACUCUCCCUGUCUACUUCUCUUCAUGCAUCCCUUCACUCUCCCCUUUUACUUCUCUUCCAUCUGCACUCUCCCCUGUCUACUUCUCAUCAGGCAACCCUUCACUCUCCUCUGUCUACAUCUCUUCAUGCAUCCCUCACUCUCCUCUGUCUACUCUCUUCAUGCAGCCCCUCACUCUGCCCUGUCUACUUCUCUUCAUGCAUCCAUUCACUGUACCCUGUCUACUUCUCUUCAUGCAUCUUCACUCUCCUCUGUCUACUUCUCUUCAUGCAUCACUUCAUCUCCCCAGCAUCUCUUCAUGCAUCCCUUCACACUCCCCUCUCUACUUCUCCACAUGCAGCCCUUCACUCUCGCCUGUCUACAUCUCUUCAUGCAGCCCUUCACUCUGCCCUCCCUUCACUCUCGCCUGUCUACAUCUCUUCAUGCCUUCCUUCACUCUCCCCCGUCUACUUCUCUUCAUGCAUCCCUUCACUCUCCCCUGCCUACUUCUCUUCAUGCAUCCCUUCACUUUCCCCUGUAAACUUCUCUUCAUGCAUCCCUUCUCUCUCCCCUGUCAACUUCUCUUCAUGCAUCCCUUCACACUCCCCUCACUACUUCUCUACAUGCAUCUAUUCACUCUCCCCUGUCUACUUCUCUUCAUGCAUCGCUUCAUUCUCCCCAGUCAACUUCUCUUCAUGCAUCCAUUCACUCUCCCCUGUCUACUUCUAUUCAUGCAUCCCUUCACUCUGCCCUGUCUACUUCUCUUCAUGCAUCCAUUCACUGUACCCUGUCUACUUCACUUCAUGCAUCCCUUCACUCUCCCUUGUCUACUUCACGUCCUCUCACUCAUCCCUUCACUCUCCCCUGUCUACUUCACUUCAUGCAUCCCUUCACUCUCCCUUGUCUACUUCACGUCCUCUCACUCAUCCCUUCACUCUCCCCUGUCUACUUCUCUUCAUGCAUCCCUUCACUCUCCCCUGUUUACUUCUCUUCAGGCAUCUGCACUCUCCCCUGUCUACUUCUCAUCAGGCAACCCUUCACUCUCCUCUGUCUACAUCUCUUCAUGCAUCCCUUCACUCUCCUCUGUCUACUACUCUUCAUGCAGCCCUUCACUCUGCCCUGUCUACUUCUCUUCAUGCAUCCAUUCACUGUACCCUGUCUACUUCUCUUCAUGCAUCUUCACUCUCCUCUGUCUACUUCUCUUCAUGCAUCACUUCACUCUCCCCAGUCAAAUUCUCUUCAUGCAUCCCUUCACACUCCCCUCUCUACUUCUCCACAUGCAGCCCUUCACUCUCCCCUGUCUACUUCUCUUCAUGCAUCCGUCAACUCUCCCCUGUCUACUUCUCUUCAUGCAUCCCCUCACACUCCCCUGUGUACUUCUCUUCAUGCACCCCUUCACUCUCUCCUGUCUACUUCACGUUCCCGUCACGCAUCCUUUCACUCUCCCCUGUCUUCACCUUUUUCCAUUCACGAAUUCCUUUAUGUAACCCCUUGACUCUCUCCUUCCAAUUCGCAUUUGCUUCACGCAUUCCCUUCUCUUUUAUCUGUCUACUUAGCUUUUUUUUACUCUUCCUUGUUUUCCUCACACUUCUCCUUCAGUCCACUGUCUACUUCUUGUUCUCCUCACGCUUUCCCUUCAUUAACCCCUCUCUACUUCUCGUUCUCUUCUCGCAUCCCUCCAACUUUCCCUUUCUACUUCUCUUUAUCCUCACGCAUCCCUUCACUCCCACCGUCUCCUUCUCGUUUUUCUCACGCAUCUUUUUUCACUCACCACUGUCUACUUCAUUCUCUUCACGCGUCCCCUUCACUCACCUUGUGUCUAGUCUCACUCUCUUCAGGUAUCCCAUUCAUUCUCCCUUGUCUACUUCUCAUUCUCUUUACCUGCUCUUUCCUCUGUCUGCUUAG